CAGGGUUUCCCCGUGGCCUCUCCACCUGCCCCAGCCGCCAGAGACAGACUGCUAUUCAGGGAACAUGAGGCACCUCUGUGGAGCUGCUGAGCACCUCGUCGAGACUGGGUGGAGGUUCUGGCAGUUGGGGAUCCGCAAGACCCUUGACCCUCUGCAGGCUGCCUGGGAUGUCUUCUCCCAGCCAGUCCCAGCCAGCUGUGGCCAGCUGCUGACCCAGCUCCUCCUAUGUGCUUCCCUGGCUGUUGCUGCUGCAGAACUGGUUUGUCAUUGGCUGGUCUCUUCGUGGCUUUAUCCUUUGGGUCCCGCGGGCAUCAUAGCCACUGUCUGUGGACUCCUGGUCUUCCUGGGCCUGGGCCUGGCACCCCCACUCCGUUGCCUAUUCACACUCAGCGUGCCCACUCUGGGCACGGAGCAGGGACGCCGGCUGCUCCUGUCCUACAGUACUGCCACCUUGGCCUUUGCCGUGGUGCCAAAUGUCUUGGCCAACAUGGGUGCAGCUGGCCAGGUGCUGAGGUGUGUCACCGAGGGCUCCCUGGAGAGUCUGCUCAACAUGACUCGCCAGCUGCAUGCCGCAUCCAGGGCACUGGGCCCCACAGGCCGCAGGGGCAACCAGGGCCUGACAUUUGAGACCCAGGGCAAUGGCUCCGCCUUCCGGCUUCACAUGCUCAAGGUCACUCAGGGAGUCCUGGAGGACUUCUCUGCCCUGGAGUGGCAGACCCGAGCAGCAGUACUGGGGACCCGGAGGGUGGCCACAGGGAUGUUUGUGCUGGGUCUCCUGGUGGAAUCUGCCUGGUACCUCCAUCGAUACCUGACUGACCUGCGGUUUGACAAUAUUUAUGAGACACGGCAGCUGACCCAGCAACUGGUCCAGGCCCGAGCCACACACCUAGUGGCUCCUCCACCCACCUGGCUACUCCGAACGGCUCGACCAAAGCUGUCGCAGGAGGAGCUGCUGAGCUGUCUUCUAAGACUGGGGCUACUCGCCCUGCUUCUGGUGGCCACAACUGUGAUAGUGGCCACAGACCACAUGGCCUUCCUCCUGGCCCAGGCGGCAGUGGACUGGGCGCAGAAACUGCCUGCUGUGCCCGUAACGCUAAUGGUCAAGUACGAUGCGACGUACACCGUCCUGGACUUUAUUCCCUUCCUCUUCAACCAGCCACCUGUGGAGAGCCCCUUCCUCUCUUCCCGCCAGGACUUCCACUGGGAGCUACGCUUCACGUCGCCCGGCUGCCCGCUGCAGCCCGCCCAGCGCCCCCACGCCGCUGCUGCGCUGGCCGCUGGGAGCCUGCAGCUGCUGGCCUGCUCCACGGUGCUGCUGGAGACCUACGCCCGGCGCCUGCGACACGCCAUCGCCGCCUCCUUCUUCCCUGAGCAGGAGGCAAGGAGGAUCCGCCACCUGCAUGCCCGGCUCUGGCGUAGGUACCACCGGCACCAAAGCCAGCAGCCGCCCUCCGGGCCUCCUCCCUCUCCCCACCUCAUGGACGGAACGCUGGACCCUUUGAAGAGCCAGGGGGCGUGUGUCAGAGGAGCAGGAGGCCUGGAGUAGCACAGAGCUGAGUAUGUUCCUGGGCCCUCGUGCUGCCUCCCUGUGUGACCUCUCUGAGCCUCGGCUUCUACCUCUGCAUAAUGACAAUUGUUGUGACCUACUUUCUACGUGGAAAUGUGCAGGGAAAUAUUGAGCAUGAAAGAUGACUAGCCAAGGGCUGCACAGGAGAAGUGAGGAAGCAGGAGACGCUCAGGUUCUUCCAGACCGUGGAGGCCGGCCAAGGGUAUCCUCUGCAUCCAAUGCUUUACCUGUCGGGUGGAGACUGUGCACCCUAAAUUUAUCUGAAUGCUCCAGGGUCAACUUAUUUAUAAGCCUCUGACACCUCUGAACUUAUUUUUAAUAAUCUAAUAUUUUGAUUUUAUAAAUGAAUGUAUUUAUUAAAUCUUAGAUUAAAUGUUAUUCCUCUACUGCCAGUUCCUUCAGGAGUUUCCCAACCAGGAUGCCAGGUUCAAUUCAAUUUGAAUGUCACACAAACAACACAUUUGUUUAGUAUGAUCCCUGGGUAUGCCCCUGGUCCCUGGGUAUGGCCCUGACGCACUGUGUGACCUUGAGUUUCCCAUUGUCCACACACACACAUGCACACAAGCUCACAAAAUUAUAGUACAAUUACAUAGUAUUCUUGAUUGGCUUUUAUUUGAGAUAUUAGAAUCAGGCAACAUCACAUUCCAGAAUAAGUGCUCUGAAGGAUUGGAAAAAGAAGGUAGGUUUAAAAGACAGAAAAGGACUGGAAAAAGAAAGAACAAAGAAUAAGAAGCAGAUUGGCCCAUAAAUCCUAUAUAAGUGUUAUCAAACACCUGAGUUGACUUUUCCCUCAAAAGGGACAUGAAAAAAAUAAAAUAGGCAUCUUACAAUCUCUUCAUCGUCACCUGCUUGCCACAUCAAUUUCUUGGCCUUUCUUCGUGCAGAAUCUGAGUUAUGGGUAAUGAAGAUCUAUGAAACUCUGAGUUGAUCUAAAUUUUAAGAACAGGAAUGUGGGCCAAUUUGAAUGCCUGACCACUGGAAGGUUAAUUAUAGGUAAAAGAAAUUCAUGUAGAUAUCUUAAGCCAGGGAGGAUUUAAUACAGGAAAUUUGGUCCUUACGGGGCUGGAGGAGGGGACCCCAGAUCUGACUCACCAGGACACUCACCUCUGCCAUUCUCAGAAAGGUAAGAAAUGAGGAAGCCAGAGCUCAGAAAGCUGGCCCAAGUGCACUCUCUUGGUUAAGUCCACACGUGAGGGAGACAAAGAACCACACUGCACAUGGAAGGUCUGUCCUGCAAAAUGCGAAAAUCCUGGGACUCCAGCAAAACCCAUGCCCAGGCACCGAGCUCUGCUCAUACAGCCCACCCACAGCUCUGGCCUGGCUGCUGCAUUGCGUGCCUCAAGGGCUCAUGCCCUCCGCACACACUCCACAUGAGUGACACUCCCCAACUGAUGUGCAGGACGCCUCACAUCACAGGACGCCUGGCUCUCAGGAUGCCACUCCCCAGCAGAAAUAAGAGCAGCAGAAAUUAAGCCUCUGCUUCCUUCCAGUUUCCAUAGGUCACAUGGUUACAUCUAAUUGAUGGACCCUAAAUGACACUGGAGCCCUAGCUAUAAGGGAGUUGGGGAAGUGUGCUUUUUAUUUUCCAAUCCCAAUAAUUUGGGAAGAUCUACUUAGAUAAUAACCUUUGAAACAUUUUUGACCACCCCUCAAAAUAUCUUUUCCUUUGCAAACCACCCCGCAUGAAAUAAGUUUAAUUAAAGACAGUUGUUCUUUUUUCUUAAUUCUUAAAUUUUUAGUGGUGUGUUAUAAUUAUACAUAAUAGUAGGAUGUAUUGUGCUGUAUUCAGACAUGCGCUUGACAGUUUGUUCAAUCUCUCCUUCGUUGUGCAAUGCGGUCUGCUAUUUUCUCUCUUUUCAAUCCUGUCCUAUUUUAAACUAUUCCAUUUAAUCAUAUAUUACUCUAUUCUGUUCUUAUCUUAGUCUACUUUUUAAAAUUAUGGGUAAAGACUCACUAAAUUGCAAGCCCUGUUGAGAAGGAGGGUGGACCGUGCAUCAAGCUGGCCCUGUAGAUGGGUCCGUGGACAUGAGGGACAGCAGCAGAGACAGCAAGAAAGAGGCUUGGUGACCGAGCUGCCUGGGGUGUUCAGUGCGGUGACACAGAGAUGGGG
Sciurus carolinensis (gray squirrel) is the source of this 3677-nucleotide messenger RNA. It is a transcript of the gene Ocstamp, whose product is annotated as osteoclast stimulatory transmembrane protein. NCBI's taxonomy places the organism in Eukaryota, Metazoa, Chordata, Mammalia, Rodentia, Sciuridae. The transcript has 3 exons. The record is from RefSeq and is a predicted model, not a curated record. The coding region runs from base 65 to 1546 and encodes 493 amino acids. Gene Ontology annotation, cellular component: membrane.